This is a messenger RNA of Porites evermanni, 2448 nucleotides long. The record is from the annotation of a GenBank genome assembly. NCBI's taxonomy places the organism in Eukaryota, Metazoa, Cnidaria, Anthozoa, Scleractinia, Poritidae.
AUGUUACGCUUGUUUAUUGCUUUUUUUCUUGUUAUGAUCUUGCGUUCCUUCGCAAGCCAGAAAAACUCUGUAAGCAAUGUAAGUUUGGUAUUUUUUUAGUUUGGUCCUUGAAAGAAUUAAUUUUGUCUGAUAUAAAAAGCAAGAUGAAAUGAAUAUACACCAAGACUGUGCUACUUUAACCAAUAAAAUUCAAUACUAAUACCUCGCGGAUUUCCUCUUGCUUAGGAAUCAAAUCAAAACCAUUACUGCAACUGUCGCGACGGUAAGCUGAAGACUUUGAAUGAAUCCUGAUUCCCUAUCUGUUCAUGUUGUUUCUAAUAUAAUUUCUCAUUUUUUCCCUAGGAAGGGACGGACGAGAUGGUCAGAACGGUAAGAUAAGACAUCGCACAUAUUAAUAAUAACCGGGCAUCUUUUCACUAACCGACACAAUGUUGACGAUUCAAGACCCAGCAGUUCCCUUUUUUCAUUAAUUAAGCCGUAAAAUACUUUCUGACCCGGUCAACCUCCCAAUUUAGUACCUAUACGUAUAUACCUGUUCACACCUUCUGCCCAUAAAUGGAAUAGUAGAUUGCUAGCAGGAAAUACUGCCAUAAGAACUUAAGCUAGUAGUACAGCUCCAUAUUACAACCGGUCGAAUUAAUCUGAGAAAAUAUAAGAAGUUCUGACUGUUGAAAAUGGAAAACUGAACGUUAUUAAAAAUAAGAGUAACGUAGUCAGAGUUGGGACUUUUUAAUUUAGAUGUUUUAAUUUAGGUGGUGUAGAAAAAUAAAUGAAGUAUUAAGUAAGAGAUCAAUGUCAGUGACGUGGCAUUCAAAAUUGUUGUCUUCUGCUUUCUUUUGCGUGAGUUCUUCACGUUCUCUUUUCUACUCAUCACCAUUAAAUAGUUUUAUUCUUUUCACACCCAAGGAAAGGAUGGACUUGAUGGAAGAGACGGGAUUAAUGCGGGAAACGGAACGAAGGUAAAAAUAUUACAAAGGAAUAACGUUUUUUCUGCCAUUACCAAAUCGAUGAUAAUUUAUUUCUGGGAACAAAGAUGGAUAAGCCAGAGGAGAACUUUAAAGAACACUCAAGUUCCCUGCAAUCCGAGAUUUCAUUUGACUCUAAAAAGCCCGCUUGUUUAACAACAGAGUCUAUUUUCUGUAGGAAAAGGGAGGGACACAGUACCACCUUAGUCUGCUCUCAUAAAUUAGUUACAAAAGAUGAAAAAUUCCGUUUAAAAUAUGACGAAGUCUCAGCGGCAAAGGCCAGUCUUAAGUAAAAGAAUUACAAAGAAGGAGAUCUGAGUCUUUAGGUUUCCUUAACCCUAGAUGGGUUUUAAGAAUAGUUAAGGACCUGUUUGUUUUUCAGGGUCAAAAAGGAGAACGUGGCUCAUCAGGAAACAACGCAGGAGGUGUAAUUAAGUUUAGCGAUACCGCUGAGAAAUGUACCGCAAGCAUCGCCGGCACUGUAAGCUACAAUACUUCCCAGAAAUCCUUGCAACUCUGUGAUGGAAGUGUUUGGCUUCCAGUGCUGACUGUUGGAAAAGGUUACACGAAGGAUAGACCCGGCCGCCAUUGCUUGGAUAUUUUAAAUUCUGGUGAGCUGAAACUGUGAUAAAUAAAAAGAAUCCAUAAGAGACUGAGGAGAUAGUUGUAGAGAUUGCUGAGAAGUAGCUGGCCUGCAAUGCAGGCGUAUAUAUUGGGGCGAGUGAAAGCUACUUUAUAAAGUUUGCAAUGCCGCAGCCCGCCAUCUUUCUUAAAUAUGCCUGCUAAAGUUCAUCCUAUCAAUCAUAAUAUAUAAACAAUCAUGUAAAAUAAUAUUCAUUUUUCAGUAUAUUUAUUAUCAGGCCAAAGUCAUGGCAGUGGGCUUUACUGGAUUGAUCCAAACGGUGGCUCGACAGGUGACUCAUUCCAAGCCUUUUGCGACAUGAAAACUGAGCGUGGAGGUUGGACCCUAGUUGCCACCAAGGUCUCCCCAGGCUUCCUCCUCAUCAAAACAGUUUUCUCAGCAGUGGCUGCCGCAACUAAGAACAGAGACGCCGCAAGUCACAUACACCCAAGCAUGGGGAACUGGAAAGAGGUUAUGUUCCGUUUUGCUGACGUUGAUAACACCCGAGUCAUUUACAAUAGAAAAGCGGGCGCACCAAACAAAGACAAGGAGGAAUUCGACAAGUUCUUGAUGGGGAAGUAUAUGAAUUUGGUAAAGAACGUGAAUGGAUUUCACAAGUACAGUCCAGCAGAUAACAAAAGAAAUCCCAGCGUGGGGUUUGCCACCAUAUCCUCUUUCUGCUUCUGGUCAGCCCAUGGGAUCUCAGAAGAUCACGGUGGCACGGAUAAGUGGCUUGACAUGUGGCAUGCUGGUGACAGCUCAAACAACUACAUCUACAGCGAUAACAGCAGGGCGCUGGGCACCAAAUGUAUCGCGGGCUACUGUUAUCUGAACAAGCCAAUCUGGGUGAUGGUGCGUUAG